AGUUGACAGAGUCGAAAAAAAGGGUCGAAAAGCAAAUCAAACACGAAAAGGGCUCACAUCGAUGAGUGAUCCACAAAAUGGCGAAAGGGGGGGCGGCGUCCACUCCAAACUUCGGCUGUAUCUGUGGAUCUAUGGAACGGCCCUAGUGUUUAUAUUCAUCAGCAGCCUGUUGAUCAUCUCCUUUGGCUUUAUCAACAGCGAGCCCGGAGAACGCUGCUGCCCAGCUGCCUACUCCUGCUUCAGCCUUGGCCUAUUAUGCCUGUUUGUCUAUGUGAAUGUGAUGUUCCUGCGUCGCAAGUUUCCGGUCAACUGGAUACUGAGCUGCUGCAUGGCUGUUCUUUUCGGCUUGGGCACUGCCUCAAUGCUGCCCGAGCAGACGGCCGGCCAUGUGGUGCUGCUGGCCCUGGAAGUAAUCGUAAUGAUGGGCCUACUGCUGCUGCUUGGCUACUGGCUGCCACCAAAGUGUCACCCGCUGAUCUACAUUGCCCUUACUUCGUUCUGUUUAGCGAUAGUUAUGUUUGUGCUGUGCAAAAUCAUCUCGGACCACAUCCCAGAGUAUACCGAAACAGCGGAUGUGUGGUUAGCUCACUGUGUUCUGUGGACAGUCGUCUGCCCGAUGCUCCUCUUCCAGUCGCAGGUGAUCAACGGAUAUUGGAGCAGCGAGUCUCCCUAUCUGGAUAUACCCCUCUGUGCGGUCCUUCUACUCAUCGACUACCUCGCCUGCUAUGCCUUCCUGGAUGCUGUCGCGGAAGUCGACUAUGCCUUUGAAAACUUGCUCAGCUCGCGGACCGUACAACUCUUGGUUCGUGUGGGUCGUAGCGAAAUGUGAGCCCCUGACUCACCUUUCCAAGUCGGAAAGUAACUCCAAAACUAAAUUAAGAUCCACAUUCGUACACUCUUUGUUUGAACAUG
Messenger RNA from Drosophila subobscura, 912 nucleotides. RefSeq lists its product as uncharacterized. Bases 62 to 829 code for a protein of 255 amino acids. The transcript has a single exon. NCBI's taxonomy places the organism in Eukaryota, Metazoa, Arthropoda, Insecta, Diptera, Drosophilidae. The record is from RefSeq and is a predicted model, not a curated record.